Messenger RNA from Echinostoma caproni, 720 nucleotides. The record is from the annotation of a GenBank genome assembly. Lineage: Eukaryota; Metazoa; Platyhelminthes; Trematoda; Plagiorchiida; Echinostomatidae.
AUGAAAAUCAUCUGGAAUGCAAGGUUACUCAAGACUGCCGGACAGUGUAAAUAUUUAAAACGACAAACAAUCCAUUCCGGUGAUGUAAAGAAUGUUACUCGUUUGGCCGAAAUUCAACUCUCCCCCAAAGUGUGCACGUCCGCGGAGCGUGUUCGAGACACACUGUUGCAUGAGGUAUGUCACGCAGCAGUCUGGAUUCUGGAAGGGAUUAACGAUGGCCACGGUCCACGUUGGCGGUACUGGUCUCAAAAAGCGCAACGUAUUUGGCCCCGUCUUCCGGUUGUCUCGGUCUGUCACGCCUACUCGAUUGAAACCCGAUUCACCUAUCGAUGUACCGGUUGUGGUGCGUGUGUUAAUCGACACUCAAAAUCUGUGGACAUUAGAAGACAGGUUUGUGGACGUUGUCAGUCCCGAUUUGAAUUACUUCUGAAUACCCCUCGAGGUCGAAUGAUGCGUCCGAGCGUAGCCGGUGCAAUGGAUCGACGGUUUUUAGCCCACUCGACGACAACCGAAGCUAAAUCAUCGCAGCCGGACAAGACAGUCUCAAAUCGUCCCGUGUUCGCCGAAUUCGUUCAAAAACAUUACAAAUCCGUUCGUCAAGAUCCAACCGUGAAAACACACGCAGAUGCCAUGAUUCAAUUGGGCACAUUAUUCAGAUCCAUGAAAGUGUCUCAGUCUGAUCAGGCAGAGCGAUCGUUCGGUGUGAACCACUCAUCGUGA